AUGGCGGCCCCCACGGUGCGACCACAGCACCCGAUAUUCUCCAUGAAGACUCCCCGAGUAGCGAGUUCUUCAGCGGAAGCCUUGUCACACGCCUUUUGGCCCUUGUUUCGUAUAGCCAUCUCUUUCUCUCUUCUGUUUAUCGACAAUACCAUUCUCGUGGUGGUCGCUGUACUCUCCCGGUUUCGCACUGCAGCCAACCGGCGCCAGGCAGCACAGCGCGAUGUUCAUUUCUAUCCUAAGACAGUUCUAAUCACCGGAGUCGGUACACGACAUGGCCUCGCCCUCGCUCGUGCUUGGGAUGCAGAAGGCCAUCGCGUGGUUGGUGUGGAUGUCGUCGAUUUGAACCUCCCAGUUCGGUCGGGCGGGGGUAUGUCCCAUACCCUUCAGGCAUUCUAUCGAGUCUCCAAGGACCACUAUAUCUCCCGAAUCCUGGAUAUCAUCCAACGUGAAAAGAUCGACAUCUGGAUCCCAUGCUCGCCCAAGGCCACUGCCAUUGAAGAUGCAACUGCGAGACAGGUGGUCGAAAGUCGAACUACCUGUAGAUGCAUUGCUUUUGAUCCUGAGUUAACAUCUCGUUUAAUUCGACCCGACUCUUUCAGACAUUUUCUUGCCGAGCGGGACCUUCCAGUGCUAGAACAGCAUCAGGUGCAAUCACGCGACUCGGUUCAUAAGAUUUUGAAUCGAUCGCCGACCAAAUCGUAUCAUAUGCGACGGGUCAAGUCAAGUGCCAACGAAGUGGCUGUCAUCCUGCCGAAGCGUACCCUUAGCAGAACUUAUUCCGAAGUCAGCGAGAUCACCAUCUCUAAAGACACCCCAUGGAUCAUGCAACAACAGACCCGACUCGGAGAAUUCUACGCAGACCUGCUGCUAGUGCACGGCCACGUCCAUGCCAUCAAGGUUCGGAUGGUGGAAACUCGAGCACCUCAUUGGGGUGCCUCGCGCAUGGACGAAGCAUUAGCGACAGCCGUGCAUCGACUCAUGCAGAAGUUUGCUCAGAAGGGUGGGAUUCGGAUGACCGGGCACUUGUCAGUCAGACUCUUGAUUGAUGAGGAAUUCGAUCAUACAUCGGUUCGCCACACCAUCCAUAUUGCCGACUGCGUUCCUGGAGCCAGCGCCAUCGAGAACUUGCUUCGUGAUGCGCGCUCUCCCGUUGCGGGAUACCUCGAAGUAUUAGCGCCCAAGCCUACUGAGCCGGAAGCAUGGAAGGUGGCCACAACACUAUCGCCAACCCCUCGGCCGUCAUCAACUUUGGUGGAAGCUGUGGAAAAUCUUCUGACCAGUUUCUCUCCACGGCUUUUUCCCUUGGAUCUCAUCAAAAGUACUAUUACUGUCCUUGAAGCUGAAUUGGUCCCCUUCUUAUUCUGGAAGGACCCUCGAUUUACUCCCCAUGACCCUCUUCCUUGGUGGUGGCAUGUCCAUGUGUAUCAGCCGAUGCGCGAGAUCUGGCUGUUGGUGAAGCAGAUCCGUGAAGCUGGAAUGUCUACUGUUUCCAAGGGGCGCUAG
Penicillium cataractarum is the source of this 1503-nucleotide messenger RNA. RefSeq lists its product as uncharacterized. The coding region runs from base 1 to 1503 and encodes 500 amino acids. Lineage: Eukaryota; Fungi; Ascomycota; Eurotiomycetes; Eurotiales; Aspergillaceae. The record is from RefSeq and is a predicted model, not a curated record. The transcript has a single exon.